Notolabrus celidotus (New Zealand spotty) is the source of this 9461-nucleotide messenger RNA. Its product is annotated as mediator of RNA polymerase II transcription subunit 13-like. The coding region runs from base 1423 to 7782 and encodes 2119 amino acids. Gene Ontology annotation, molecular function: transcription coregulator activity. The record is from RefSeq and is a predicted model, not a curated record. Gene Ontology annotation, cellular component: mediator complex. Gene Ontology annotation, biological process: regulation of transcription by RNA polymerase II. Lineage: Eukaryota; Metazoa; Chordata; Actinopteri; Labriformes; Labridae. The transcript has 31 exons.
CUUCCGACCGCCAUUACAUUACAAUGCGUGGUGGGCUGGACGAUCGUGCGCGAGAAAAAAAAUGUUACAGCGGCGCGUCGCGUCAAGCAAACACACACAAGAGGGUGAGAAUGACACACUCGGGCUUCACGCGCACUUAUUUACCAAUAUAAUAACACGCUGCGAGGGAUAACCACAACGAGGAAGGAAGGGAGGAAGGAAGGAGUCUCUGCUGAGGAAACCAUGCACAUGUUUGAGGAUUUAAUUCAAUGAUCAAAUCAUCAUUUUCUCGAGGAAGGAGGAGGAGGAGGAAUCGCUUUUAAAUGUCGUAAAGGAAAAAUCUGCAGCAGGCAACAUAUUCUUUAUGUCAGCGAUUGGCGCCACGCGAGGGCUGUCACUUUUGCGUAAAGUGUGCAUUUAAAACACAAUAAACCCUGUUUUUGUGCUACAUUGUGGCUGCUGUGGACGCGAGAGGACGUUUCGUAAUGAUAUCAAACUGAAAGGAAGGAAGGAUUUUUUCAAACCUCCGUCUACAGAAGCCUGCUCGCCGUUUUCCUGCUGCUGCUGCUGCUGCUGGUGGAGUGUAAGAAUAGUUGUUCUUGUCUGAUCGCUUUGACUCAUGAUUCGGGGUUAUACUGGGAACCCGCCGCCCUGCCUCUGCCACACAGAGGAGCACUGGUGGGGGCUUUUUCUUUCUCUUUUCCUCAGCGACCCCUCUCUCUUUUCGUCUGCGGUCCGUUUAAUACAAGAGCAACAGAGGGAUUAAACAUUCCUGCUCGCAGCGCCUGUUUGCGCGAGGCAGACUAGGUUACAUUGUGAGAGGAACGGGUUGUGGUAAGAAAGGAGGCUAUAAAUAGCUCAUGCAAUUCUCGAAAACUAUCACAAGUGGUGCAUCAGCUUGUGGAGCAGACGGAAUCAGAUAUCCUGCGUGUAAUGUCUCGCUUUUAAGUUGAUUGUUCUGCAAAGCGUUGGACGGGUGGUGUUUUUUGGAAGAAGUUUUGACUCAUAUUUUGGCAUUUUUUGGGCUGUGUUUCGGCACGGAAGAUAAGCUUUCCCCAUGGAUUAUUGCUCAUUUAAUGAUGAAACUAUCAGCGGACAGACUGAUAUGGAAACAGGCUGAUCUUCUGUGCGUUUGGAUCGAAAUGGAUACAUUUUUGUGCUCUCCGCCUUUGACAAUGAUCACAUUUGGAACCGCCUGACCUGGAUUGUAACAAUGUUUUGAUCCCCGGAUUUACAUUACAACAUUAUAUCCGCUUGGGGCUUCAUGGAUGCGUUCUGCACUUCUUUCUGAAAACGCCCAAUUCUUCGUCUAUUAUCCGGACGUCUCGUGAGGUUUUAAUCCGGCUUGUUUUAAGGAAAUAGAUUUGUCAGCCCUACUCGGUGUUUGGUACCGAUGUAGGAUUUCGACAUGCCCAGCGCUGACGACCCCAACGGCGGACGAUUAUGACUACAACAGCGAACUGGGUGGCUAACGGGGCAAGCCUUGAGGACUGCCACUCCAACCUCUUCUCUCUGGCCGAGUUAACGGGCAUUAAAUGGCGCUGCUACAGUUUCCGCAGCGGGGGAGAGUACGGCCCGGUGAUCUCGGCUCCGGCCCAGGACGAUCCAGUCCUGCGCAGCUUCAUGCACUGCGUUCAGGCCAAUCUGCUGUGCGUGUGGAGACGCAAGAUCAAGCCUGACGCCAAGGAGCUGUGGAUCUUCUGGUGGGGUGAAGAGCCCAACCUGUCCGACGUCAUUCAUCAAGAGCUGGAAGUGGCUGAGGAGGGGCUUUGGGAGUGCGGGCUGUCCUACGAGUGCAGGACCCUCCUGUUCAAGGCCAUACACAACCUGCUGGAGAGAUGUUUGAUGGAUAAAGGCUUUGUCAGGAUCGGGAAGUGGUUUUUCAAGCCUCAUGAACUGGAAGAAAAGUCUCUGGGCAACAGUGAGCACCUCUCCUGCUCCUUCUCCUUCUUCCUCCAUGGGGAGAGCAACGUAUGCACCAGUGUGGAGAUCGCCCAGCACCAGCCUGCUUACCAUGUCACAGAGCAGCACAUCCGCCUUGCACAGACCUCCAUCACUCCAGUACAAGUGAUCCUGAGUCCAUACGGUCUGAGCGGCACUCUAACAGGUCAGUCCUUCAAGAUGAGUGAUCCAGCUACACGGAAGCUGAUGGAGGAGUGGAGCUACUUCUACCCUAUGGUACUUCAGCAGAAAGAGGGAAGUGGAGAGAAAGAAAAAGGAGAAGUGGGCCAGGCCUUUGAUCGCAAUGGUCAUGUGGCAGUGGAGGUCAUUGUAGGUGGAGUAAGAAUGACCUACCCAGCUGCUUUGGUGCUGAUCGCCCAGGGGGACCUACCAGUGGAGCAGCCUCCACCUGUUCCAGCAGCUCAGGGCCUCAACAGGGAGCCGAACCACUGCAGUGUGCCGCUCACACCGCCCACGUCCCCACAACAGCCCUGCUCAGCGGACAGCGGCUUUGUGACCUCCAUCUCCAGCGUCCCCACGCCAGACAACAGCAUGGCCGUCCCCAGCAUCAGCCCAAAGCAUUCUGGGAAGAAGCUCACCUGUCAAGUCGUCCACCAGGCCUGGAGGGAGUGUUAUCUCAACCAGCCACAGUACGUACUGAAUCAGCCAACCGAUGCAACGCCGAAGAAAGAAGUGCCGAACGGAGUGACCACGUGGGAGUUCAACGAUCUGGGAGCGAGAGCCUCCUGCAGCUGUUCCAGGUUGAAGCAGCAGAAGCAAAAUCUGACUACCACAUCCACUGCCAACCCUCAGACCAGUGCCAACCCCCCUCAGUCCUCUGGUCCCUCAUUAUACCCUCCCUCCUUGCCCAAACACAAGAUCAGUGACAAGACAGAAAAGGCCGACAAACAGUCCAAAAGGCCGGCCACCAUCCCCUUCCAUCACCGUCUCUCCAUAACACAGGAGGCCCCUCUGGAGCAGGACUCACCAGGAGGGCCCCAGCUCGGAGGUCUUGUGGCCCUGGAGCCCCCCAUGGAGCCUCUGACUGCUCUUCCAAGCUGCAAGUAUCCCAAACCUCUUUCAAAUGGCAGAAAAGCCCCCGAAUCUCUACUUCAUUCACCAAUGUCUCCGCUUCCACCAACGCUAAGCCCGCACCCAAGGGUGCAGGACCCAGACGUGCUCGACGGGCCUGUGGAUAUGCCCAUCUGUUCGGAUGGAGGUUUAGGAAUGGGGUUGCUCGCCAGUGAAACGGUGAUGUAUACAGCCCUGCUCAGGCAGAGGGAGAGCGGGGCUGUCUGGUGGAGAGGCUUCAGGACUCCCCAGACCGAUAAGACUGACUGCAUACCCCCCGAACUCCCUGCUGAUAAGUUAGAGGAGGUGAAGACAGAUACAGCCGCCGAGGGAGCUCCACUUAAGAGACUUUACACCCAGACUCACAAGAGAUUUAAAAUCUCAGAGGACAGGGUGAGGGACCACAUUCAUACGUUGGGCCUCUUCCAGCAGCCGGGAGUGGAGGUUCUGAGGGAGCCCGGAGACGAUCCGUACGACUUUAAGGAAGGAGAUAUCGAGUACACUUUUUCCUCCUCCAAGAGGUUAAAGGGUCAGGGGCGAGAACCCAGCAAAAAGGUCAAGCAGGGGGAAGAAAUCACCAGCAAUGGAGCACUGCCUGAUGGGAAAGAUGCUAUGUCCAUUUUUAACUCAGCUCCAAAAUCAGAUGACUCAAGUCAGAGUGACGCGGCUGCCAAAGCGAAUCCUUCUCUGACCAGAGAGAAAGAUCUGGUGGUGAACAUCUCCGAUCUGGACAACAUAUUUGAUGAAGACGAGGAGGAGCUUGGGACUGUUUACCCCAACCAGCACUCAACCAAGCUGCAAGUAUCAACAGAAGAUCGACCCCUGGGGAAAGAAGGCAGAGUUCCAGUACCUUAUCCAUCUACAGUAGCAGACCUCCAGCGGAUGUUUCCCACCCCUCCGUCUUUAGAGCAGCACCCGGCUUUCUCUCCCAUCAUGACGUACCGUGACACCCCGAGCCAGGAGCCCCCUGUGCCUAGUGGAGCAGUGGACCACAUGCCGCCUCUGGCCUCCUCGCACAUUACUGAAUACAGGAUGGAGAUUGAAGAGGGCAUGGUCAGUCCCAGGCAGGAAGAUAUCAAGCCACAUAUAGGUUCCUCCAUGUUUGCUCCACUGUCCUGCCUUCCCAGCCAGACUCUACCACCGCUCAAAAUCCCUGAUCAAUGCUACUAUCGCCCAUCCUGGGCCCUCAUGCCAAAGAUGGAGCAUUUCUCCGCUAUGAUGCACACUCAUAGUAAUGCUUUCAUCAGAGAUGGAUACACAAAUGUCCCCAGUGUAAACGCCCUCACAGACCAGGAGUACGGCCAGAUGAGCGCCACCACUGCCUCUGUGAGCACCACUGUUGGAAUCCUCCCAUCUCCUGCCACUCCACGUUUCUCUGUACCCACUCCACGAACUCCUCGAACACCCCGAGGGAUUAACGCUGCGAGCUCUGGGCAGGGUUCGGUGAAACAGGAUGGUACUGAGCUCAGCUCACCUGCCUCCACGCCCUCUACCAGCCUUCCUCUUAGCUCUGUAGAUCCCCUAGCUCGGCCGGGACCCUCCCUCCCCGAGGCCCACAGUCUGUACACCGUCCUCCUGCUCUCAGACUCCGUCCUCAACGUCUUCAAGGAUCGCAACUUUGACAGCUGCUGUAUCUGUGCCUGCAAUAUGAAUGUCAAAGGAGCAGAUGUGGGGGUAUAUAUUCCUGAUUCCACUUGUGAGGAUCAAUACCGCUGUAUGUGUGGCUUCAGUGCAAUCGUGAACAGGCUGCUGGCUCACGGCACAGGCCUCUUUCUAGAGGACGAGCUGGAUAUUUUCGGUCGGUCUUCAGAGGUUGGCAGGGCAGCUGAGAGGAGGCUCGCUCUGUGCCGGAGGGACCCGACUAUGGGAGACCCAAGAGCCAAGAAGCCACAGGACGCAGCCCCCGCCUCUCCUUUAGUAAUGGUACUUCUGCAGGAACAGUGCUCCCAGCCUAUUUCUUCCCUGGCAUCACUACAUCUCCCGCUCAGCUGUUCUUGCCAUGGCCGCAAGGGGGCGCUGCUCCAAAGCUGGAUGUCUGAGAAGCAGUGGGCUGAUGGCAGCGAUGCCUGUGUGGAGUGUUACAAUGCCUUGGAACAGGGGCUGCAGUAUGUGGAUAACUCCACAGGAGGGAAAGUAGAUCAAGCUGUUGUUAGAAGCACUGCUCUUCACUCCUGGCCUCACACGAAUGUGGUGGAGAUGAGCAUGUUGUCGUCCCAGGAUAUGGUUCGUAUGCUGCUGUCUCUGCAGCCUUUCCUGCAGGAUGCAAUCCAGAAGAAGAGAACAGGACGGGCUUGGGAAAACAUCCAGCAUGUUCAGGGUCCACUCACCUGGCAGCAGUUUCAUAAGAUGGCUGGGAGAGGCUCUUAUGGUUCUGAGGAGUCACCAGAGCCAUUGCCAAUCCCUACAGUAUUACUUGGCUAUGACCGUGAGAGGGAUUUCUUAGCAUUGUCACCUUUGGCGUUACCUUUCUGGGAGAAGUUGUUACUGGAGCCUUACGGGGGGCAGCGGGAUGUAGCAUAUUUGGUGCUUUGUCCCAACAGCCCUUCUCUACUGGCUGCAGCCCGGGCCUUCUUUCAGGAGCUCAGCACUGUUUAUGAGACAUGCCGCCUUGGAAAGCACCGUCCUUUGGCCAAGGUGUCCAGGGAUGGCUUGGUGCGAGUUGGGGAAGAAGUGGAGCCAGAGAAGUUGGAGGAGCUGAAUGUGGACAAGUGGUUGACUGGACCCUGGGCUGGACAACAACACACUGACAACCUUAGCAAACUGAAACUCUACGCCUACGCCUGCAAGCAACAGCUUGGUCCCCAACUAUCUACCCUGCUUUUGGACAGCAGUCUUCUGGUAACUCCCAAAGUCCAGCCUCCAUCAAACCCCACAGCCUCAGCCCAGCCUGCCUCUACAGGGCAGCCUCAGACUUGGGGCCCUGAUGGUGAACCAGCUCCAGGGGCUACCAGUUCAGGAAAUGCUCCGACCCCAACUGGGGCAGCAUCAAACCAGACAGGGGAGGCAACCCAAGCAGCAACCAGCGAUUCUAAAGGGUCGUCCUCUGUCACACCACCAGCCAACACACCAGCAGAAAACCCUGAACUGACUUCUGAGCAGGCUAGAAUUGGUAUCCCCACUGUGCCAGACUCAGCAGACAGCCACGCAAACCCACCAGCUAUUGUUAUUUACAUAGUGGAUGCUUUUCUUGGCUCGAGUGCAACUAGAAACGAAGGGGGAGAGGAGGAAGAGAGUGAUGAGGUGGAUACAGGUAGCUUUUGGCUACUUGGGCUUCUACGCUGCUACACAGAGAUGCUACAGACUCUACCUGAGACGAUGAGACCUGCACUAGUGCUACAGGUGGUGCCGUGCCAGUACCUCCUCCAGCCAGCCAGUGGGGAGAGCCAUUUGUACUUGCAACAUCUGCGCUCCCUGGCCUUCUCCUGUUACUCUCAAUGCAGACGUCUGCUGUCCCAGCAAACACACAUAAAGUCCCUGACAGGCUUUGGACCAGCGUCCAUGGUGAAUUCUGUCCUCAAGAGUCCAGAGCAUCCCAGUCCACUUCAGAUGUACUCCCCUCCUUUCAUCCUUGGCCCAACCCGUUCCAAGCAGCCUGAACCAGGAGAGAUGUGGGCAGAGCCUCCUCCAAAAUAUAAUGUUCUCUUUGUUGGAUACUGCCUAUCACAUGACCAGCGCUGGAUCUUGGUGUCCUGCACUGACCAGCAGGGGGAGCUCCUAGAGACGAGCAUCAUCAACAUUGAUGUACCCAACAGGGCACGAAGACCAAAGGUUUCAGCCAGGAAGAUGGGACUACAAAAACUCUGGGAAUGGUGUAUUGGUCUCAUCCAGAUGACCUCACUACCAUGGAGGAUUGUGAUUGGACGAUUAGGCAGACUAGGGCAUGGGGAGUUAAAAGACUGGAGCUCACUCCUCGGGGAGCACUCCCUGCAUUCAGUGGGGCGACAGCUGAGAGAGGCCUGUCGUAUUUGUGGGAUCUCAGCUGCUGACUCUCCUGCUAUUCUGAGUGCCUGCCUGGUUGCAAUGGAGCCACAGGGCUCCUUUGUGGUCAUGCCUGAUGCAGUGACUAUGGGUUCAGUGUUCGGCCGCAGCACUGCUCUGAACUUGCAGACUUCGCAGCUGAACACACCUCAGGAUGCGUCCUGUACACACAUCCUUGUCUUCCCAACUUCUGCAACCACCCAGCUGGCACCAAGUUCCUAUCCCACAGAGGACAAUAAUGAUGACAUGUUUGAUCUGCCCUUUCCUGAUGAACUGGAGAAUGACAUUGGCCAUGACAUGAUGCUGAUCACAGGGAACCUCCACCCUUCCCCUAACACCUCUCCUGUGCCCUCACCUGGCUCUCCCUCUGGAAUGGGGAUGGGAUCACAUUUCCAGCACACCAAGAGCCAGGGAGAGCGCUUGCUGUCGAGGGACAGUCCGCCAGAGGAGCUGAAACAGCAGCCGCUGGCCCUGGGUUAUUACGUCUCCACUGCACAAGCAAACGGACUCCCCCACUGGUUCUGGGCCUCCUGCCCGCAGGCUGAGAGCCAGUGUCCACUCUUCUUGAAGGCCUCCCUUCACCACCACAUCUCCAUCGCCCAGUCAGAGGAGGUGAUGUCAGACAAGAUCAAGUGGACUCCUCACCCCUUAGACUCAAAGACAACCUCUGAUGUGCUCAGGUUUGUAUUGGAGCAGUACAACGCCCUCUCCUGGCUGACAUGCACCCCUUCAACCCAAGACCGCCAGUCCUGCCUGCCGGUCCACUUGGCUGUUCUGAUCCAAAUGUACAACGCCAUCCUGAACAUGCUCUAACUGUGGGAGACUUCAAAGGACAACUGGAGGGGUACUAAUGGUUACUUUUACUCUCUCUGUGCCUACACUUCCUCCUUCUGGGCACCAGAGAGCACCAGAGCUCUUCUGUGGACUUUAAAGGCCAAAUUAAGGACGGGACAAGUCUGACUCUCCCAGACCUGGAAUGUAAAGAACAAGUGGGGUGAAAUGCUCUGAACAAUACCUUUUCACUUUUACUGGUUAACGGUGGCAGUUUGUUUUAUCAAAGCAGGCUCUGCGUGCUGUCUGAGGAGGAAGACAGAUGGAUUUAUCCGGCUAUGCUCCUUUGACUCACAUAUCACAAUUUUCUCCCAAUCAAAACGGCAUUAUGUUUCACUCUCUGGCAUCUGAAGCAUAUCUGGAAGAGAAGCUCUGAAUGAAAACGGUUUCCUGCGCAAAAGGACAUCUGUGCUGGGCCGUAUCACUCCAUAUUGUACAACCAGCAAAAAUGGCAUGACAACACAAACACAUGGCUUUUUUACAUCAAUCAUGCUUUUGAAUCAUUUUUGUACAGAAUAACUCUGUCAAGCUUCUUGGGACUUGUAGUGGGUUGAGGAGACUUUUUAUUGUUAUCCUGGAAGAGGGCAAACGUCCUCUUUCACCCUGAUGAAGGGGAGCAUUUGAUGAUGGCACUUUUUUCUCUCACCUUCCAAAGUGUUGUAGAUAUGAACACAGUGGAAACUAUCAGAGCAGUCAAAACAGAUGUGUUGUUUAUAAUGUAAGGCAUACAUUUGCAAAGAAUUGAGACUUAUUUUUAAUAUUUAAAGCAAGAAAAUGAGAAACUAAAACAAGGCCUUUUUUCCCAAUUGACUUUUAAUUGUCCUGGGAUCUGGAAUAAAAAACAAUGUUUUAAUGCAAUUGUAAAGAUGCCAUAUUUAUACAAAUUAUAUCAUGUCAUAGAAUUUGAUAUAUAUAUGUAUAUACCUAAAUAUAUAUUACCUCUCCCAUGCAGGCACUUAAUGAUGAAAAGUGAUGGAGUUGAUCAUCUCUUUGGAGGUGGACACAGUAUGAACAUUUAUCCAAAAAAAUGCAUUUAAGUUGUUUGUUUUUCUACAGAUAAUGAACAUUUUAACUUUUUAUUUAAUGAGUUUAAAUUAAACAAAUUGAUGCGGGAGAUACAGUAUACUCUAUAUUUAUAAAGUGUUCCUCUUCUGCUUUAAAAACUUGAAAUAGGCAAUAGAAGAUGAUGGUAUUUGAACAUUGCAAGGUAAUGAAAUAUUUAAGAAUGGUAUUUUACUUCAUUGGGCUCUUUUAAAUGAUGUCAAGCAAACCAAUAGAAAGGCCUGUCUCUUCAGCUUCACUCAGUCUGCUCUUUGUUAAGACUCCUAGCAUGUUUGUAUAUACACUUUUAAGCUGUGUCUUUUGGAAGUUCUUAAAGCUGUACAUUUCAUGCUGGCUGGUUUACUUUCAAGUGAUUCAUAUCAAAGUAUUUUUUUGCUGUGAGCUUUUUUGAUAUAUAAUAUACAGUACAAAACUCAUUUAUUUACAGCCAAGAGGUUAAAUUGCCAAGUUAAGUGUACACAAAUGUACAGACAAGGACAAGUUUGCAAAAAUUUGUUACAUCUGUCAUCACUUUGAAUAUCAAACAGAUCCUCUUCAGUGGGAGGGAUCUGUAACUUUUACACUCUUUUUUAGUAAAUUAUUAAAACUCUUGAAAAUCA